Molecule: messenger RNA, 3936 nt
Organism: Babesia microti strain RI
Lineage: Eukaryota; Apicomplexa; Aconoidasida; Piroplasmida; Babesiidae
Product: 6-phosphofructokinase
Exons: 3
Coding region: 1-3936 (1311 amino acids)
Biological process (GO): response to glucose; glycolytic process; fructose 6-phosphate metabolic process
Cellular component (GO): cytosol
Molecular function (GO): diphosphate-fructose-6-phosphate 1-phosphotransferase activity; ATP binding; 6-phosphofructokinase activity
Source: RefSeq, a predicted model, not a curated record
AUGGCAUCGAAAGAGGAAAAGAAGCCUAAAGGGUUGAGGAGAGUCAUGUCGGUAUAUUCCAGAGACAAUCAGCACUGGCUGAAUAGUGUGGAUGAGAAUAAAUAUGAAAAUUAUGAUAGAUCAAGUAACUUGAUGGUGGAUACAAACAUGUUGAGGAGGAAAGAGACCCUUCUGCUAUCCACAGAGCCAGCAACCAUUUUACCGGGCGUCAAAGCUAUUUGUAAAGGAGAUUUGGGCCUAAAAUUAUCUGAUGAAUGGUUGUACCGCAAUUCUAGCACUAUGCAAAUUAAUCGAAGAAAUGUGGAUUUGGAUCUCCCCCCGUUGCUAAAAGGCAAAUGCCACGUGUUGAAAGAGUAUGAUUCAACCGGCGAAUGUGAAAAUCCCGAUGAAUUGAAAGAAAUUGGUAAAGUUUUAAGCAAUAUUAUUGAUAAGAAAAUGGUUUUAGUUGAGCCAUUCGCGGUUGAUAUUCCUGGAGAGAUGAGGAGGAUAAAAAUCGGCCUAAUUUUGAGUGGCGGACCUGCGCCUGGAGGCCACUGUGUCAUAUCUGGUGCUUUUGAUUAUUUGAAGAUUAGAAAUCCAGAUUCCAAGCUAAUCGGAUUCAUUGGUGGGAUAGACGGAUUCCUAAAUAAUAAGUAUGAAGACAUAAGUAGCGAAAAGAUUGACAACUAUCGCAACAUGGGAGGGUUUGAUAUGUUAUGGUCGGGGAGAGGGAGGAUUAAAAAUGAUAAAGACUUGGAAACUGCCGCAAAAAUUGCCACCGAUUUGGAGCUAGAUGGGCUGAUUAUUAUUGGAGGGGAUGGAUCUAAUAGUAAUGCCGCAUUACUAGCCAAUUAUUUUGAGAAAUUACCACGCAAAAUAUGUGUGGUUGGAGUUCCUAAAACCAUUGAUGGCGAUGUGAAAUCGGAAAACAUUGAGCAAAGUUUUGGAUUUGACACUGCAUCUCGCACCUAUUCGGAAUUGAUUGGCAAUCUUUGCGUAGAUGCCACCAGUACUCGUUAUACUUGGCAUUUCGUUCGCGUUAUGGGCAGAAGCGCCUCGCAUUUGGCUCUUGAGUGUGCAAUGCAAACACAUCCUAACAUUUUGUUGGUGGGCGAAGAGAUCCAGGAAAAUGGCACCAGUUUGGAAGAGAUUGUACACCAAAUUACCGACUUGAUGAUCCAGCGAAUGAAGUUGGGCAAAAAUUUUGGUGUGAUACUAAUAUCCGAAGGUCUGAUAGAGUUUAUCCCGGAGGUUAAAAUUUUAAUACAAGAGCUAAAUGAAAUUGUCAAUAGAGGACAAGAAUUCGACGUAAAUCUUCUCAAUAAGAGUCGCAAGACUUGGGAAUUUUUGCCAUAUAUGAUACAAGAGCAACUGCUACUGGACAGGGAAGCUUCUGGAUAUAUAAUGGUCGCUAAAAUAGCAACGGAGAGGCUCUUACUAAUGCUGGUAGAAUCUUAUAUUGCUUCGGAGAAAACGGAUGAUUUAAAACGGUUAAAUUCUCUAAAACUCCAAUUCAUGCCUCACUACUUCGGGUACGAGGGAAGAUGCGCUGUUCCAAGUGAUUUUGACGCCACUUAUUGUUAUUCGUUGGGUUACAAUGCCAGUUUACUAAUUUCUCACGACAGGAAUGGAUAUAUGAGUGUGAUAAGGAAUUUGGCGAAGCACUACGAAGAAUGGGUUCCUAUGGGCCUUCCAUUUGUGUCAAUUAUGCACAUGGUUGACGCACCUGCUGGGUCAGAUUUGCCGAAAUUUCCUGCUAUAAAGCGGGUCCUUGUAGAUCUCAAUUCCAAGAUGUUCAAGGCAAUUUCCAAAGCACGAAUAACAUGGGCUUUAUCCGAAAAUUAUCGCUCUCCCGGACCAUUGCAACUAAAAUUAUCAAAUUUAAAUGCCACUUGUUUGGAAAAAUUUAGUGAUGUACCUAAUAGUAUUAAACAAACUACAUCGUUGACCUUUGACUCAUCAUCAUUAAGCAAUAAGUUGGUUCACGUAUCCGACAAUUUGGAUUAUAUGAGUGAAAGGAAAGAUGAUGUCAAUGAACUUAUUUCUCAGCAGCGAUGUUUUUCCCUCUUAAAUGACUUGGAUCUUGUUUGCAAAGAAUCUACAAAUGGGACCUGCUACUCGCCAUUACAGAAUAUGCGAUUGAAUUACAAGCCAAACAUACCCCCUUUGUGCAAAAAUCCAAACUUGACUAUGACUAGAAACAUAUCUAACGGUAAUACCAUACCUACAGAUACAUAUACAUACCGACAGAUAUUACUCAAUUACCCUCAUUUGACCUCAAAAACUUCCUUUGAGAUAUACAAUGUUUCGGCGAUUGAUACUCCAAACAAUUCAUUGCCCAAAGCUUCAAAGGUGGGAAUUGUGUGCUUGUCUAAGCAAUAUCCGGGCAUAAUGAACGUUAUUUGGGGCGUAAGAGAGCGAUUGAAAAAUUGCGAAUUAUAUGCAUUUCAAGGGACCGCUGGUCUCAUAAAUGGAGUAUAUUCUAUUAUUAAGGAUGAAGAUCUUAAAUUGUUCAGGAAUCAGGGCGGAUUAGGCAUUAUCUACAGAUCAAGAUUCAAGUCAAUAUACCCACUUUCAGACAGAAUUGCAGCGGCAAAUACCUGCAUCAAAUUGGGUUUACACUCUUUAGUAAUAAUGGGAGACUCAGGUGCAAUUUCCCAGGCUACACUGUUUGCUGAAUAUCUAUUAUCCAACAACAUUGAUAUAAACAUCAUUGGCGUCCCGGUAACUGGAUCCAAUUGUUUGGCUUCCUUCGGUUGCGACAACAAUCCAAUAGAAGCUUGCGUUGGAUUCGACACAAAUGCUAAGUUGUACGCGGGGCUAGUAGGCAACGUUUUAACGGACGCUGCUAGCAUUCCAAAAUAUUGGCAUUUUGUCAAAAUACUUGGCCGUUUACCAAGUUUGGAAGUGUUAGAAGUUGCGUUGCAAACACAUCCAAAUGUUGUUAUUAUUGCUGAGGAAUAUGGAGCUGCCAACAAAACAUUAUUUGACGUAGUACGGGAUAUUGCGGAUGCCGUUUGUCAAAGGGCAGAAAUAGGCAAAAAUUUCGGUACCGUUUUGAUACCGGAUCAUCUAAUUUUCCACCUACCUAGUAUGAAGACCCUAAUUGACGAGUUACGCUCCUUGUACGAGAAAAUUGACCCUGGAGAUAAUCUAGUGAACCAUAUAUCAAAGUUAUCCAGUUGGAAUAAAGCACUUUUCGAAUCGUUCCCUGAAUAUAUUCGCAAAGUGUUAUACACCUUUGACCCCUCGGAGAUUUUGUUGGAGAAUAUGGAAAUUGAGAUACUGCUGGCAAAUAUGGUCAAAGAGGAGUUGAACCUUAGGAAGAAGAAAGGGUUAUAUAAAGGCAAUUACUUAUCCGUAACGCAUUAUUUUGGUUAUCAAGGGCGCUGCUCCCUACCCACAAAUUUUGAUUCAAAUCUUGGAUUUGCAUAUGGACAUAUUGCAGGUGUAGCAGUAGAAUCCAAUGUAACAGGAGUUUGUGUUGGAAUUCAAGGGUUAUGUACGCAGAAGGUGGAACAGUGGGAAAUGUUUGCUGUGCCAUUUGUACGCCUUUUACGCAUUUCCCCAGAUCGACCGGAAAUAUUCAGUCUAAAUGAUCAUCCUAGGAAAGGCGAAUUACCACUAGUGCUAUGCUCAAUGGUAAAUUUAUCGGGGAAAUCUUUUAGAGCAUUGAAGGAGGCACGCGGCAGAUGGGUAUAUGAGGAUCUUUUCUGUAACCCAGGACCGAUCCAAUAUGGCGAAUACAAAGUUUCACAUAAUUUAUUACUGCAGCUAGAACACGCAGAGUAUUGGAACAUGUUAGCUUUGGCGACAAAGUUGACUGAUAAACUUAAGAAGACUUACCGUUUUGGAGUUUCUGAGGAUUUCCUCCGACACGUACUUGCAUCACUGUCCAGCUUGUUGUUGGUAGCUAACAACCCAGGGAAGCUCAUAUCUAUCUUAGACGAUAUAUAA